CCCUGAGGAUCCCGGUGGAGCACGGCCGGGAUGCGAGGCUGACUGAGAUGGGGAAGGAGUCACCGGCGUGAGCCCUGCGGAGAGCACGGCAGAGAAGGCUGGUGCUCUCCGGAGGAGAAGUGUGACAGUUUCCUAUGAAUCCUAAGCCAGGUGUUCAUUGAUGCAGAUCUUCCAAAGAAACAUGAAACCAAACCCAAAAAGAAAUCACUGAGGUGGAAAAAGUGCAACAUGAGAGGUAAAAUGAAAAACUGGCCUUUUGAGAAUAGCUGCUGGGAGCUGUGACGAACCAAGAGCCCGGAGGACUACUACACAGCUCCUGCAGAUCCUCGUCUGAGGCAUCGGCUCAGCCUUCCAGCAAGCGUAUGCUGAAGUGUGGGUUCAGCAGCCGAGGAUGGAAGUGCUACGCCGUUCCUCAGUCUUUGCUGCAGAGGUGAUGGAGGUUUUUGACAGGUCUCCCACUGACAAGGAGCUUGUGUCCCAAGCCAAGGCUCUCUGCAGAGACUACAUAAAUUCGAGGCUGAUUCGAGCGGGUGUCAGCUGGAGCAAACCUGAGUACAAUGCACCAGUGCCGGGCGGUAAGCUGGCCGAGGUGUCCACCAUACUGCUGCGACUAGGCGAUGAGCUGGAAUACAUUCGCCCUAACGUCUACCGGAAUAUCGCCCGCCAAUUGAACAUCUCGCUGCACUCGGAGACGGUGGUGACGGACGCCUUCCUGGCAGUAGCUGCACAGAUUUUCACGGCAGGCAUAACGUGGGGCAAGGUGGUGUCUCUCUAUGCUGUGGCAGCUGGGCUGGCGGUGGACUGCGUGAGGCAUGCACAGCCAGCCAUGGUUCACACCAUCGUAGACUGUCUGGGAGAGUUUGUCCGCAAGACCUUGGUGACGUGGCUGAAAAGGAGAGGAGGCUGGGCAGACAUCACAAAAUGCGUGGUGAAUACCGACCCCAGCCUUCGCUCCCACUGGCUUGUGGCCGCGGUUUGCAGCUUUGGUCACUUCCUCAAGGCUAUCUUCUUCGUCCUGCUGCCUGAGAGAUGAAUCCGAGUUGCCAAGUGCAGCCCCCCUACCCCAUCUCCUUCCCCCAUUCCAGAAGCAGCGGUAAUGGCAAUCUCUGAAGAGGAGGAAGAGAAGAACCGGGACAAACAAAAGGCUUGUUCUCCUCUCCCUUCAGCUGGGAGCAGAUGAUCAACCACAGUCCCCUUUUUGCAGCCACCGGAGCCUCUCUUACCAUCAAUCCUUUCAAGAGUCUUGUUUCCCUGGGUGACUUGGGCUUGUGGCCUGGACAUUGCCAGGCCCUGGGCACACUGGUUGCAGCCGUGUGCAGCGUGGACUGUCAGACA
Messenger RNA from Gavia stellata (red-throated loon), 1335 nucleotides. It is a transcript of the gene BOK, whose product is annotated as BCL2 family apoptosis regulator BOK. The record is from RefSeq and is a predicted model, not a curated record. NCBI's taxonomy places the organism in Eukaryota, Metazoa, Chordata, Aves, Gaviiformes, Gaviidae. The transcript is spliced from 5 exons. Gene Ontology annotation, molecular function: protein homodimerization activity; protein heterodimerization activity. The coding region runs from base 392 to 1033 and encodes 213 amino acids. Gene Ontology annotation, cellular component: mitochondrial outer membrane. Gene Ontology annotation, biological process: extrinsic apoptotic signaling pathway in absence of ligand; intrinsic apoptotic signaling pathway in response to DNA damage; regulation of apoptotic process.